Nilaparvata lugens (brown planthopper) is the source of this 812-nucleotide messenger RNA. RefSeq names its product NADH dehydrogenase [ubiquinone] 1 alpha subcomplex assembly factor 2-like. Bases 229 to 651 code for a protein of 140 amino acids. Gene Ontology annotation, cellular component: membrane. Gene Ontology annotation, biological process: mitochondrial respiratory chain complex I assembly. Lineage: Eukaryota; Metazoa; Arthropoda; Insecta; Hemiptera; Delphacidae. The transcript is spliced from 2 exons. The record is from RefSeq and is a predicted model, not a curated record.
GGUUUGUUGGUGGUCACUGGUCAGUCAGUUUUAGAGGUUAUGACUUAUGACAUAAGAAAUAAAUUGAAAUGCUUGUCUGGUUGUUUUGUUAAACUAUUUAUUGUGAUUUGUGACAAAUGUAAGUAAACUUAAAACUAUGAUAUAAUUUUCACUUAAUGCAAUCCUUUCCAACAAUUAAGUUCCAGCCUAUAUUAUGAAAAUAUCAAAUCGAAAUGCUUCUCGACAAUCAUGUCGAGGGAAGGAAGAGGAAUCGUUGUGUCAAUUCUGAAGAACUUUUGGGACUCUCUGAAGCCGAGACAAUUCAGAGGAACACUAGUUGGUGAGGACCAUUACGGCACCAAGUACUACGAAAUCACUGGCGAAGGCAGGCAACGAAAAGAGAGGUACUUUGUGCCUUUGACCAAAGAAGAGUUCGACCAAGAGAUACCCAGCGAAUGGGAGUCGUGGCUGAGAGGUCGCAGGGUGACUCCGCCCACAAAAGAAGAAAUCCUCAAGAACUACCAGCUGAUGGUGUCGAAAAAAGAAAAUGCCACCGAGCUCGAUCUGAAGCACAAAGGAGCGGCAAAGAUCGAACAGGAGAAGCAAGCUACUGGUUUUCAUUCGUUUCCUGUCUAUGAAGAAUACAAAGACGACCCUCUUAAUAAGAAGUAGAUCACAUAUUUAAAUGAAACCAGCUUUAAAUACGUGUAAAUAAUUCCUUUCUGUACGGUACUAUUAUUAUGUAGCUUAGUUUGAACGUGUUGAGUAUCUCAUAAUGCGGAAUGUGAUUUUAUUCUUAUCUAUUAAGAAAAUAUAUUGUUAUUUUAAAAAUA